AUGAGCCGAGCAAAUACUCCGGCCCCUGCUGAUAAAUCGAAAUAUUCUGGCUUCUCGGCCUGUUUUAUAUUCCUGCUUGCCCUUAUUGCUGCAUCGUUAUCAGUGGAGCCUUCCUGGCCCCAGGUGCUUGCCAGUAGCCUCGGUUUCCCACUCAAUAGCAGGCACCCCGCCGACCGAGCUCUGCCGUCCAAAUCAAUCGAGUUUGAGGGCGAUUAUGCGAAUGCGCCCACAUUUGAGGUGUUGCAACUGUCGGAGACUAGAGAGCUGCUCGUCCCAAACGUGAUUGCCGAAGCGACGCUUCGGAAGAAAACUGAGCACUUUACGCUAGAGGUGGAUGAUAUCCAGGUGAAGGAUCUCUACGAUAUGCUGCGCAUGAUCACCGGAAGUACCAAAGGCACUCCGUACGAGUUGAUAAUGCCGAAAUUCGAUGAAAUCGACCAGCUGCUGACCGGGUUCUUGCAACAGAUCAAGGAGCUAACAACAGGACCUGCAAAAGAAACAAUCACCCGCCGUGCGAUUGCUCGAAAUUCUGAGGGUCGCGAGUGGAACACCGGGAUCAGCUACGAUUUGGAGGCGCACGUCAGGCCGGCCUCCGGAGAUUGGUUCUCAUCCGCCGUGGCAGAUGUAAAAAUAACUAUGCAGUACUUUGCGUAUCAGGCCAUGAAGAAAAAGCGGAAAAUUCUGUUCACCAUCUACGCUGUAUUUAGCUGCAGUAUCAUAUUGUUUUUAUUAAAUUUAAUGUCAACAUACGAAGUUUCCUAUUUUCUGGGAAUUCAAAUUAGGCCAGCGCAACUGGAAGAAGAGGUAGACCAAUGCCAGGCCCUAAACAUUGCGAUGGUAGUGGCCGGCUAUGAAACAACAAAUCGAGCUAUUGUCCUCAUCAAAAGCUUAUUAAAUUAUUACAACAAACCUAUUUUCUUUCACUUUAUUACGGACCACCGUUCUAUGGAUGUCUUACCAGAGCUGUUUGAGACUUGGGAGCUGGCUGAUGUAAAAUAUGCCUUCUACGAUUCUGAGGAGUUCAUCGAGCAUGUGCAGUGGAUCCCGAACAAUCACUACUCACGGCAUUUCGGAUUGAUCAAGCUAUUGUUGGCCGAUAUUUUGCCGAGGAAUUUGGAGCGGAUCCUGCUCCUCGAUACUGAUCUAUUAAUCGUUGGCUCAAUCGAUGAUUUAAUUGAGGACCUUGACAACCUUAAAAAUGGCAAAAUCUAUGGCCUAGCCGAGAAUUUGUCGCGCUGGUAUACCACUCAAGAUCCGGUGCACCACGUUUGGCCAGCGCUUGGCUCCGGCUUCAACACCGGCGUGGCCCUCGUAAAUCUCGCCCAAAUGCGUCGCGUCGAUUGGAAUCGCAUCUGGCGUAGCCUGGCCGAGACGAAUUUGCGGAAUUUUGGCAAAACCAUGCUGGCAGAUCAGGAUAUUUUGAACGCAAUCUUUGUCGACUUCCCAGAGUACGUCCACAAAAUUCCGUGUCGCUACAACGUACAGCUCGGCUUGAACUCGCAGCCAGAGCUGUGCAGAGCGAACUUGAGCGACUUCAAGUGG
This is a messenger RNA of Mesorhabditis spiculigera, 1542 nucleotides long. Lineage: Eukaryota; Metazoa; Nematoda; Chromadorea; Rhabditida; Rhabditidae. The record is from the annotation of a GenBank genome assembly.